ACACACUCAAAGUCACAUAAAAUGGAUUUACAUUUUUGUGUCGUGACUCUGCAUCAGAUUAAGAGUUCAGCGAAGCAGGACUUUCGCAGAGUUAGAGCUCAGACUCUACACAAACUCACCAGGGAUAGAAUAUCCAUGAUCCGCCUCGGCUUCCUGGCUAAGAUGUGAUGUCACUCUGGAAGGAAAAGGGGGGGCCCCAUUGAGAUCCCCUCACUAUCUGCGGAGGAUGUGAGAGGCUCAGGCUGCUUUUGCACCACCCCCUCCAUUUCCCCACAGUCAACAGGAAGACCGGAGGCCAAAGAGAGCGGCCACACUCUGCAGGAGGGGAAAGACGAAGAAGGUCCAGCUGUACAUUCAGGACAAAGGAGAACAAUCAAGGCAAAGGAAUGAGCAAGAAUCAGAAAGAAGUGAAGAAAAUCCAGACAGUGUAUCUGCAGAACCUGGAAAAACUCAACCAGGGACUAAAGCCAGACAAGAAGAGUUGGAAGUCAAAGGAAGGAGACUUUGCUGUACAGACAGCGAUGGAAAAGCUGCGUCAGCCUCCCAUCUCCGGACAAGUCACCAAGAGCUCAGCACACAGAAUCAGCAGAGACCUGACCUGCUCCAUCUGCUUGGAUCUUUUCAAGCAGCCGGUUUCCUUGCCCUGCGAUCACACCUUCUGCCAGGGGUGCAUCGAGGGCUACUGGACGGGUCCCCGGGGCCCCGGGCAGGGGGGCACAGGCUCCUGCCCUCAGUGCAGGAAGGUGUACCCCGGACAGUGCUACAGGCCCAACCGCAUCGUUGCCAACAUAGUGGAGAGCUACUGUCAUGGUCUGGACGAGUGUGGGAGUGGAGCCCGCCUGGCGGAUGUUGCGGUGGCAGAGCGGGCCCCUGCUCCGGUCCCCCGCUGCAGCCGACACAGAGAGGAGCUGAAGCUGUACUGCGAGGAGGACCAGGAGCUGGUGUGUCUGGUGUGUGGAGUCUCCCAGGAGCACAGGAGCCACACCAUGGUGUGCGUGCAGGAGGCAGAGCUGAAGUACAGGGCGUCUCUGAACAGCUCCAUGGAUUCCCUGAAAAUUGAGCUCAACACAGCGCUGCAGUGUGACAGAGAAGCUGAGGACGAGGUCAAAAAGCUCAAGGAUCACACCGCCGACCUCAAGCAGCGCAUCGAGGCCCAGUUCAGCGACCUGCACCAGUUCCUGUACCAGGAGGAGAAGCUGCUGCAGGUGAAGCUGAAGACGGAGGAGCGGCGGGAGCUGAUCCGCCUGGACGAGCACAAGGCCCUGCUGUGCGUGGAGAUCUCCCGUCUGCAGGGGGCCGUGCACGAGAUCGAGGACAAGCUGACGGAGCAGGACCCCUUCACUCUGCUGCGAAGCAUCAAAGUCUUGCUCCAGAGCAGGCCGGCGCUGAAGUUCGAGAAACCAGCGUUUACGCCGCCCAGUCUGUGCGAGGGUCGGUUUGCGGGGCCCCUGCAGUACAGAGUGUGGAAAUCCAUGAAAGGAAGCCUCUACCCAGUUCCAGCAGCCAUCACAUUCAACUCCAGCACGGCCAACCCUUGGCUCAGCUUGACCUCCUCCCUCACCUGCGUUCGCUACCAGACCUUCAACCACACGGUGCAGGACAACCCCUACAGGUUCAACGCUGCCCUGUCGCUGCUCGGCAGCCAGGGCUUCACCCACGGACGCCACUACUGGGAGAUCGAGGUCUACAGCAGCACGGUGUGGACGGUGGGGGUGGCUCGGGAGUCGGUGCCCAGGAAGGGAGUCAUCAAAGCUCUACCAGCCAACGGCUUCUGGACUCUCUCCCUCUCUUAUGGGAUUCAGUACAUGGCAGGCACCUCCCCUCCGACUGUGCUGUCCCUGGAGGAGCCGCUGGCCAAGAUCGGGGUGUACCUGGACUACAAGAGGGGCCUGGUGUCCUUCUACAACGCAGAGAGCAUGACGCACCUCUACACCUUCAGGGAGAACUUCUCUGAGACGCUCUACCCGUACUUCAACUUAGGCUUCCUGGAUAAGGUCCAUGAAAACGAGCCUCUCAAAGUUUUCUUACCAAAGAUUUAACGAACUGGAAAAAUGGCAACAAAAGAGUAAAGUUGCAAAACCAAACAACCAUGAUUCAAACUGCAGAAAACAAGAGAAAUCAUACUUAAUAAUAUACAGCAUUAGAUACAUACUUGUUGAUAUCAGACCUGUGUCCAAUGAGGACACAUUGUUCAGUAGACUGGAUCUACUGCCACUCGUUUCAGCUCAGAGAAGCUGUGCUUCAAUGACGAAUGUGAAACUCCACGGUUAUUCACUGUUAUGUGCUAUUAUGGUUAUUUUGUAAUCAUUUAUUUUUGUGCAUGAUUCACUAAUAGAGUCAAGUUAGACUCUUAAUCAUAUGGUUUUAUUUUUGACGACAUAUGUACUGUUCAUGUUUGUGUGGAUUAUAUUGUGUCAUUCUAACAAUGUCACGCCUUUUGAUUUUCUUUUUAUAUGUGAACACAUUUUUUGUAAUUUUGGACAUUUACUUUGUACUUUUUGUACGAGUAAGAAUUGAAUGCACCAGCUGCUGGUUGAUCCAAAGUCUGGUGCAUGUUGAGUGGCACACAACGAAACACAGAACUAUAUGGGUAACCUUUUAAUAAAAGUAUUUGUGAAUGAUU
Messenger RNA from Hippoglossus stenolepis (Pacific halibut), 2623 nucleotides. It is a transcript of the gene trim69, whose product is annotated as tripartite motif containing 69. NCBI's taxonomy places the organism in Eukaryota, Metazoa, Chordata, Actinopteri, Pleuronectiformes, Pleuronectidae. The transcript has 6 exons. Gene Ontology annotation, molecular function: zinc ion binding; protein binding. The record is from RefSeq and is a predicted model, not a curated record. The coding region runs from base 387 to 2039 and encodes 550 amino acids.